This is a messenger RNA of Cucurbita pepo subsp. pepo (vegetable marrow), 2083 nucleotides long. RefSeq lists its product as uncharacterized. The record is from RefSeq and is a predicted model, not a curated record. Gene Ontology annotation, molecular function: beta-1,4-mannosylglycoprotein 4-beta-N-acetylglucosaminyltransferase activity. Gene Ontology annotation, biological process: N-acetylglucosamine metabolic process. NCBI's taxonomy places the organism in Eukaryota, Viridiplantae, Streptophyta, Magnoliopsida, Cucurbitales, Cucurbitaceae. Gene Ontology annotation, cellular component: membrane.
AACAGAUACUUCAAAAAAGAAACACACAGAGAAUCGCCAUAACCAUUUCGUUUCAGAAACGACGACGGCGGCGGCGACGACAAAGAGAAACGGCUCUCUUGGUCUUCUCGUCUUUUGAUUCUCUGAUUUUCUUUUUCUUAUUUGAUUCAUCUCCAUUGUUGUGAUAGCUUCGGCACCAAUCAUUGUCGAAGACAGAUAGAUAGCCAGCCCAUACAUCCUUUGCUUCUCCGCCUUCGAUUUUUGGCCGAUUCUUUCAAUCUCUUCCUCUUAAUUUCGUUGAUUCUUACGGAUCUCUCUAUGCAAUCUGUAUAUUUAGAGGGAUAGAGACGGAGAUUGAAGCGGACUUCCGACUGAAUCUACUCAUUUUCUUGUUUAACUGAACCGCCGCCGCCGGUUGCUCAUUUGUGGUUAUAUCUACUCUCUGUUUCUUCAACCGGCGUUUUGCAGGGGAUACUCGAACUUUCUAGAAAUGUCUUGGAUGAUGGGAGAAGGUGGAGACCAUUACUGCUCCAAAAAAUCCGAUGAUAUCUGUGGCGAAAUUUGUGAUCAGGAAUCCACUCGCGUAUUGGGCAUGUCUAGACUUCGCUGCAUUUUUCGUGGAUGGGAUGUAAAAACCUUCUUUAUUCUAUUUGCGCUGGUACCGGCGUGCAUCUUGAUCAUCUACCUGCAUGGACAGAAGAUCUCAUACUUCCUCCGGCCACUAUGGGAAUCUCCACCAAAAGAAUUCAAUAUGAUUACUCACUACCAUGAUGAAAAUGUAACUAUGGAGAAACUCUGCAAUCUCCAUGGUUGGAAAGUCCGUGAAUUCCCACGACGUGUUUACGAUGCUGUGUUGUUCAGUAACGAGAUCGAGAUGCUCACCUUGCGAUGGAAAGAACUCUACCCCUACAUUACACAGUUUGUUCUUCUUGAGGCAAAUUCAACAUUUACUGGGAAGCCAAAGCCAUUAUACUUUGCUCGCAAUAGAGAUCAGUUCAAGUUUGUCGAGCCAAGGUUGACUUAUGGCACUGUCGGAGGGAGAUUUAAGAAAGGCGAAAAUCCUUUCGUCGAGGAGGCAUUUCAACGAGUAGCACUCGAUCAGCUUCUCAAAAUUGCUGGAAUCACUGAUGAUGAUUUGUUGAUAAUGUCUGAUGUUGAUGAAAUUCCAAGCAGGCACACCAUUAAUCUCUUAAGAUGGUGUGAUGACAUACCCGAUGUUCUUCAUCUACAGCUUAGAAACUAUCUAUACUCUUUUGAGUUUCAUGUUGAUGACAAUAGCUGGAGGGCUUCAGUUCAUAGAUACAAACCUGGGAAGACAAGGUAUGUUCAUUAUCGCCAAUCGGACGACCUGUUAGCAGAUUCAGGAUGGCACUGCAGCUUCUGCUUUCGUCGUAUCAGCGACUUCGUCUUUAAGAUGAAAGCAUACAGCCAUAACGACAGAGUUAGAUUCUCGAGUUAUCUGAAUCCCGAACGAAUUCAGAAGAUUAUAUGCGAGGGUGCUGAUCUAUUCGACAUGCUUCCUGAGGAAUACACUUUCAAGGAAAUUAUAGGAAAAAUGGGACCUGUUCCUCAUUCCUACUCGGCAGUUCAUUUGCCAUCCUAUCUCCUGGAAAGUUCAGAAAAUUACAAAUUCCUUUUGCCUGGGAAUUGCGUACGAAAGAGUGGCUAAUCUUUCUCCAACUUUGAUAUCUACCUGUGAAGGUUACUUUUACUUUAGCUUAUCUGAUACCCCGUGGACCCUCCAUCUCGGCAGCCAUUGACCGAUAUGUGGCCGAUGUCGAUGACGAUUGCCUCCAGAUAAGCUAAUGUUGAUUCUUUUGGAGGUUGCAAAUGGUUGGAAAGUUGAACUAAUUCCAUGGGUGGGAAGUAUGUGUAGAUAUCUAUUUUCUUUGAGUUGGUUUGAUUCAUGGAGUUUGAUAUUCGUUGGGUGGUUGAAGUUGCUGCCACAGGAUCAGCAAAUUAGACAACCCCGGCGCAUUGGCAUUGUAUUUGAGGCUGUUGGCUUUGUUCCCAUUACUGGGAAGUUUUGUAUACACGACCAUUACUUGUAUCAUGUAUUCAUAUCUAUAAUUGACCCGAUUUCUUAGUCUCUUUCUGAUCGUUA